Lineus longissimus is the source of this 4734-nucleotide messenger RNA. RefSeq lists its product as uncharacterized. The record is from RefSeq and is a predicted model, not a curated record. The transcript is spliced from 2 exons. NCBI's taxonomy places the organism in Eukaryota, Metazoa, Nemertea, Pilidiophora, Heteronemertea, Lineidae. Gene Ontology annotation, molecular function: nucleic acid binding. Gene Ontology annotation, biological process: DNA integration. The coding region runs from base 167 to 3991 and encodes 1274 amino acids.
CAGUCACCAUGUUUUGCUUCAUGGAGCUCCCUUUGAAGUUAGAGACAGCCCUGUCCCUAGUGUGGCUGGAUUUGAAGGUGCAGUGACCAACCCAAUCACAGCAGAAGAUCGAAGCCUCCUUCCUGUCAUCCAAGGCAACAUAUCAAACCCAUCCACUGGUCGGACAAUGGCUAAGGCGUGUGUCUUUCUUGAUAGUGGUGCCUCCCUUUCACUGAUAAAGGAAAGCACGGCAAAGAACUUGGGACUUCCAGGACAAAACCUCACGGUGACCAUUGGGAAAAUUGGAGCGUCCGAGGAGGAGUUUUGUACAAAACUUUAUAGUCUGAUCGUGCAAUCAGUCAAAGGGGGUCCAAGUUUCAGAAUAGAGGCUAUAGGUAUUCCCGAAAUUUGUGGUGAGAUCGCUAAGGUGAACACAGAUGUUUUAGCACAGCUGUUUGGGGUGGAAAAUGGUGAACUUCAUCGUGGUUCUGGUCACCCAGAUUUAUUGAUUGGUCUGGACUUCGUUAAAUUUCAUAGUGGUGAGACAACGGUAAAAGGGGAUGUAGCACUUAGGAAAUGUCCAUUAGGCCCAGUGUUAUUUGGAAUCGGUGAGGGAAUUGGGCAGAAAGCUGGCAUUCAUCUCCUGCAAGAGGUUCAUCGUGCUCCUGAUGUCAGUCUUAAGGAAUUCUGGUCUGCUGAGGAAAUGGGGAUUGCUCUGAAUCCAUGCUGCUUGGAAAGCCCAGGUGAGAAAAAGAUGACUCCCAUCGAGAAAGCAGAAGAUGAGAUGAUCCGAAAAUCAGCAAUCAAGGUUGGAGAGCGAUGGAUGAUUCCUAUUCCAUGGAAAAGGGACCCACGAGAGCUUCCUGAUAACUACACUCAAGCACUGGCAAGAUUACAGUCCACCGAAAAGAAGUUAAGACAGAACGAUGAGUAUGCGCGGAUGUAUCAGGGACAGAUCGAUGACCUUGUUGCACGAGGGUGUGCUAGGAAACUUACCACAGAGGAGAUCGAAACCUACAAUGGUCCGGUAUUUUAUCUGAGUCAUCACGCUGUCCUCAGGCCAGAAAAGGAAUCUACACCUUGUCGGGUUGUCUUCAACAGCGCAGCAAAUUUUCGUGGUCACUGUCUGAAUGAGUACCAGUGUAAAGGACCCAACCUGCUGAACAGCCUCCUGGGAGUGAUCAUGAGAUUCCGCGAAAAACCCAUUGCGAUAUAUGGGGACAUCUCCAAGAUGUACCAUUCGAUUCUUAUAUCACCAACUGUCGAUGCCAAUACUCAUAGGUUCUUGUGGCGCGACUUGGAAAACCGCCCUCCGGAUAUUUACAAAAAACUUGUGCUCACCUUUGGAGAUAAAUGUUCACCGGCAGUUGCAAACACGGCCCUCAACCUCACCGCUGAGGAAGCAGCUGCCCAGUACCCUGAAGCUGCUGAAAUGAUACUCAACUCGAGAUACAUGGAUGACAUAGCUGAUAGCUUGGAUGAUGAUGCUGAGGCAGAGCAGCGAAAAGAUGAAGCCGACCAAAUAUUGGAAAGAGGCCAUUUUCGGAUCAAAAAGUGGACAUCAAAUGCCAGCCGCCAAGAAACAGAGCCGACGACAGGAGAAAAGUUCACUCUUCUUUCAGCUGAUGACAAAGUUUUAGGCAUCUGUUGGGAUCGCGUAUCUGACACGCUUCACAUCGCUUGCAAUAAUGUCAACUUAAACGUAAAAUUAGGCAAAAUAGGAGAAGCGCUACCGCCAAUCAUGACCAAACGAAUGAUACUUAGUGUUAUAGCGGGGGUAUUCGAUGUCAUUGGAUAUGUCUCACCUUUUUUGAUCACUGCCAAGAUUGGGCUACAAAAACUGUGGCGUGAAAAUUAUGGAUGGGACGAUGAUAUUUCCAGUCAGGAGAAGGAGCUCUGGCGUCAGUGGUUCAUACAGUUGAGAAAACUAAAAGAAGUCCAAUUCGACCGAUGUCUGACCCCGACAGGUGCACAAGGGAAACCAAUUUUGAUCGUCUGUUGCGAUGCUUCGGAGCAAGCUUUUGGUGCUGUGGCCCACAUAAGAUGGCUUUUGGACACGGGAAAGUUUGAUGUGCGUUUUGUCAUGGCAAAAUCCAAAGUUGCGCCUUUGAAAUCUCUUGGUAUCCCAAAGCUGGAAAUCAAUAGCUGUGUUUUAGGGGCACGGCUAAACCACACCAUCAGAUCGAAUACACGUCUUGAUUUUGAGAAAACUGUUCUAUUUACAGACUCGAAGAUUGCAUUAGCGUGGAUUCAGUCCGAGUCCCGGGUGUAUAAGCCAUUUGUUUCCGUGAGAGUAGGGGAAAUUCAGAUGAAGAGCGACAAAGCUGAUUGGCGGCACAUCCCAUCUGAAGACAACGUUGCAGAUGAUGUCAGUAGGGGCCUUCAACUAGACCAACUUGAUGGACGUUGGAAAAAUGGAGCCAGCUUCUUGCGGCGCCCCGAGGGAGAAUGGCCAAAGGAUAGAGGGGAAAUCGUCGGGAGUACGGAGAAAACAGCCAUAGAGUCGGAAAGGAGAAAGGUGCAGAUUGUGUCAGUCACCCUUGCAGAAAUCCAAGACAGCGAAAGUUACAUCAAGAGGUUCUCAACGCUAAGAAAAGCCAUUACGAUAACGGCCAUGAGAGACAGGUUUAUAUACAACCUGAAAGCAGUACUUGGAAAACAACCCAAAAUGACAGGGGACAUCACUCUGGAGGAAAAACAAAAGGCUGAGAGAACUCUUAUACAAGAUGCCCAACGUGCACUGGUACCACUCAUGGAAAAACAGAAGUUAAACAAUCUUUCACCGACAAAGGAUGAAAAUGGAACUAUUGUAGUAAAAGGACGUACUCGGCAUUUGGUUUCGUACGACGUACACAGUCCACCCAUAUUACCGGCCACUGCGUGGCUGUCGACACUCAUAGUCCGACAUGUGCAUGGUAACUGUGGACACCCUGGGAUAGCAGCUUGUGCAGCCAAGGUGAGAAGGAAGCACUGGAUAUUGGGUGUGGCACGCCUUGCCAAAGCAGUGAAAAGAAGAUGUGUAUUUUGUCGUGAAUGGGCAGGAAAGACGGAACUACAAGUCAUGGCUGAUCUGCCAUUGUGUCGCCUACAGCCGCACACUCCACCAUUCCACUACACAUCAGUUGACCUGUUUGGGCCAAUAAACGUACGGAUAAGCCGCAAUAAGACUGAUAAAGCAUACGGUGUGCUAUUUACCUGCCUUAUGGUAAGAGCGGUUUACAUUGAUGUCGCCACUGACUACUCGACUGAAGGGUUUUUAAUGGUGCUGAGAAGAUUCUUUGCAGUAAGGGGAUACCCAACAACCCUAUGGAGCGAUCGGGGAAGCCAGCUUGUAGGAGCAGAUGCAGAGUUACGUCGUGCAGUUGAAAACUGGGAGCAAGCCGAAUUGAAAAACUUCUGCCAUGAAAGACAAAUGGAGUGGAAGUUCUUCACGCCCACUGCAGCACAUCAGAAUGGCUGCGCAGAAAGUAUGAUAAAGACGACAAAGUUGGCGAUCAAGAGGGCUAUCGGAGAACAGACUCUUACAGCACUUGAACUACAAACGGUGUUCUUCGAAAUAACGAAUCUAAUCAACUCGAGACCCAUAGGACGAUGUACUAAUGAUCCAGAUGAUGGUCCGUAUCUGUCACCAAAUGAUCUGUUACUUGGUCGUGCCAGCUCCACAAUUCCACAGGGACCGUUCUUGGAGACCAAAAAUCCACGCCAUAGAUAUGAGUUCUGUCAAAAGGUAGUACAAAACUGGUGGGUGCGUUGGUACCGCGAUGUUUUUCCUGAACUUGUGCCUCGCAAAAAGUGGCACAGCUCGGAGCGCAAUGUCUCAGUGGGGGACUACGUCCUGGUGAAAGAUCCUAAUCCUAUUCGGGGUCAAUGGAACAAGGGGCUGAUAAUAGAAGUGUUCCCAGGAGACGAUGGAAAGGUUCGAAAUGUUCGUGUAAAAACCGCGCGCGGAAAGUAUGAACGCCCAAUCACGAGGAUUGUCGUUUUGUAUCCAGUUGAAGGUUAUGAAGAUUAGUCAUGACCGCAAUACUUGACAAGUAGUUGAAAAAAUUAGGGACACUGAACUCUAUAAGAGUAUUCUGUUUGUUUCAUUGAAUACUUGGUAUUCAUAUUCCAGUCAUGAAGUUCACGUUUGAACUAGGUUUGUUCUGUUUGACAUGUUUGAAAUUUGCUAGUUUGUAUCUUUGUAAAGUUGAAUCAUUAUAUUGUAUUUCAUGUUAAAGGUAAAGGUUACCCACAAUUUCAAGUUUUAAGGGGAGUGUCCACGAAUGUCUUUGUUUCAUACUCUAGGUGAAUUCAAUAGGAGUAUCUUUAUGUUUCAUAUCCAAUGGACUCUGUCAGCGGGGGGAGGGUGGAUUAUUAGAUGUGGAUUAUGGCGCGGAAGUUUGAAUUUCCCGCACAGAUUAUUUGUAAGCGCAUGCGCACUCGCCAAACUCGAAAACAACCGGAGUCAGGAAGAACGGAGUGGUCGGGGAAAAAGGGUCGAUUUUCAUAUACUAUAUGGGCAGACUGGUUUCAAAUGACCUUUUGGACCUUUGUACGGUUAGAAGUCAAGAAAAUCGAGUCAUAGUAAAAGUCUGCGUUUCGUCCAUUGAUUGAAUACAACUCCGACCCCCCCGCCUUCUCUCUCCAAUAUCUAGUAUCUGAGCUUGCGAAUUGCUAGGAUCUUAACAAGGUUAUUUUUCGUGUCCACAAGUCAUACUUGUCCAUUGUUGUUGUGAUAAAGCAAAUGGCAAAAAUAAAUUUAUGAUAUGAAAA